Molecule: messenger RNA, 1134 nt
Organism: Dufourea novaeangliae
Lineage: Eukaryota; Metazoa; Arthropoda; Insecta; Hymenoptera; Halictidae
Product: homeobox protein Nkx-2.5-like
Exons: 3
Coding region: 1-1134 (377 amino acids)
Biological process (GO): cell differentiation; regulation of transcription by RNA polymerase II
Cellular component (GO): nucleus
Molecular function (GO): DNA-binding transcription factor activity, RNA polymerase II-specific; RNA polymerase II cis-regulatory region sequence-specific DNA binding
Source: RefSeq, a predicted model, not a curated record
AUGUUGUCUUCCUCGAUCUCCGGAACCCCGUUCAGCGUCCGCGACAUUCUCAGCGAGGAUCAGCAGCUCGGAACCAUGGAUUGCUACCCCGUCGCUCACCAUCAGCACCAGAUUCAACAGCAACACGCCACCCAAGAUUACUAUAAUUACAUCGUGCCGGAUAAUCAGUGGGAAUUCGAAAAAUCGAUGCCGACUUACCCCCAUUACCCUGAUUUUAGUAGUCACGUUCAUCAGCUGAAUCAAAUCGCGCCGACGUAUCAGGAGCCUACGAUCUCAGAAGAUGGUAACGUCGUUACAUCGAGCAAGACCGAGUUGAGGAAGAGUCAGUCGGGCAAGAGAACAAAACGGAAGCCGAGAGUGCUCUUCUCACAGACGCAAGUCUACGAACUGGAACAAAGAUUCAAGCAGCAAAGGUACCUAAACGCCCCGGAAAGGGAGCUACUUGCCCAAACCUUGAAGUUGACCAGCACGCAGGUGAAGAUCUGGUUCCAGAACCGUCGAUACAAGAACAAACGCGCAAGAAUCGAGGACGCGGAAAAGCUGCAGGCUCAGAACAUGAAGCAUCAAUCUCUGAAGAAGAUCUCUGUUCCCGUAUUGAUCAAAGAUGGUAAGCUGAAUCUUCAGGACACUUACAACCCCACGGUCGGGCCCUAUUGGUCCAACAUCAGACCGGAGCUGACGGUGUCGAUGCAGCCUGACUUCCGUAUGAACGACAUCCGUCUGAGCCCGGAAUUCAGAUCGCAAAACGGGGACGUAAGAAUGGACCCCAGCAUGAGCCCCGAGUUCAAACCGGAAAUUCACUCGGACAUGAGCGGAAAAUCAAGCCUAAACGGGGAUCUACAAGUCAGACAGCAAGUUAUCGGCACACUAUCGGAUUAUAGAAACAAUCUAGCGACGGAUUGUCAACGGCAGAUCAAGACGGAAUACAAGGACAACGAGGUAUCACCGUUUUCCGAUAUGAAGAACAUGACGUCGGACGCGAAACCGAUCGUCAGCGACGGAAGACCGACGAUGGACGUCUCGAGCAGCGACUACGGUUUCGCGAACUACUUGGGCCCCCCUAAUUACCAGAUGCAGUACGUGAAUUAUAUGGAACAGGUGCCGCUGGACCAGAAUCUCCAACGAUUGUGGUAA